This is a messenger RNA of Acyrthosiphon pisum (pea aphid), 963 nucleotides long. RefSeq lists its product as uncharacterized. The record is from RefSeq and is a predicted model, not a curated record. The transcript is spliced from 3 exons. Lineage: Eukaryota; Metazoa; Arthropoda; Insecta; Hemiptera; Aphididae. Bases 1 to 963 code for a protein of 320 amino acids.
AUGUACAUCCGAAGUAAAGAUGAAAUGGGAUACUGGCAUUCUCGGCUACUUUGUGCCAGGACACGAAUGGCACCGCUAAAAGGGUCAACAAUACCUAGAUUAGAGCUCAAUGGUGCACUUAUUCUAGCUCAAUUGGCAAGGAAAACUGCAGAAUUAUGGGGACUAAGUAUUAAGGACAUACAGCUAUGGACUGACUCUAUAGUGAUUUUGGAAAUAACGGAAUCCAAACAAUGGACGCAUGCACGAACCGACGAAAAUCCGGCUGACAUACUAUCUCGAAGAGUGACUCCAAGGGAGCUUCAAAACAAAGUUCUUUGGUGGUAUGGACCUCACUGGCUCGCAAAAGAAGAGAAUCAAUGGAUUCAGCACGCAGUACCAUUAAUACCAGAGGAUCAGAUGCCAGAGAAAUGUCCAAUCAAAUUGGCAUUGGUCGCAGUCAACCAUUUGUAUAAACUAUUACAGGCGAAAAGAAGUGGAACCAACGUGACUCAAUAUUUGGUGGUAUCUGAACUAAGAUCAGCAGAAAAUAUAUUAAUUAAACGAGCACAAGCUGACGAGUUUUCAUUGGAACUCCUCGCAAUGCGUAAACAAAGAGAGAUUCCCAAAUGUAGCAAACUCAAGGAAUUACACCCAUUACUACGAAAGGAUGGCCUAAUAGUGGUAGAAAGAAAACUUAAAAAUGCAGACCUUGAUGAGAACCAGAUACACCCAAUUGUUCUACCAACAAAACAUAAGAUAACAAGAUUAAUUUUUGAGUACUAUCAUCAAGCACUCCUUCACUGUGGGCCGCAAAUACUACUAGCAGAAGUUAGACAAUGUUACUGGCCCCUUAGGGGUAGUAUAAUGGCUCGUUCUACAGUUACACGUUGUAUCAAUUGCGUUCGUGUGAGACCAAGAUUUGAAACCCCACUUAUGGCUCCUUACCAAAACAAAGAGUGCAAAUGUCUCGUCCAUUUACAAUAG